Molecule: messenger RNA, 1819 nt
Organism: Stegodyphus dumicola
Lineage: Eukaryota; Metazoa; Arthropoda; Arachnida; Araneae; Eresidae
Product: vitamin D 25-hydroxylase-like
Source: RefSeq, a predicted model, not a curated record
GAAAAUUUCAUGUUUCCACUACGAUGAUGUAUACAGAUGUCACUUGUGCUGAGCUGCCUGGUGCACAAGUGUCAUGCCACUUUUGUAAAAUGUAUUAAUGAGGAGCAAUGGAAAACCAAUUUGAAUACACUUCGUAUGGAAUAUGAUGGAGUACCUCAAGGAAUUCAAUGCCAUCAGCCCCAUGAUUUUUGGAAUUUUGAUAGCUUUUGUCACCUUGCAUUGGUGGUACGGCAAAAGAAGAUACAAACUUCCACCUGGCCCCAUCGGUCUGCCUCUUCUUGGAUAUUUACCAUUCAUUGAAAGAAGAUCUUUCGUCUCAUUUACAGAAUUAAGUAAGAAGUAUGGGAAAAUAUACAGUUUGUAUCUCGGGAGAACUUUGACCGUUGUACUCAAUGACCAUAAACUCAUAAAAGAGGCUUUCAGCCAACAAGCACUUUUAGAUCGCCCACCACAUUUUUUUGACUUUCAUCCUGGGGGUUUAGGUUUUGCAGGCGCAAACGGAGAAGAAUGGGUAGAGCAAAGAAGAUUCACUAUGAAGGCUUUGAGGGAAGUUGGACUAGCAAGGAGCGAAUGGGAAAAUUCAUUAAUGAUAGACGUGGAGGAACUCAGAGACUGGCUCAAAACUCAAGAAGGAAAACCUGUAAGUAUCUAUAGAUUCAUUUCCGCAAGUGUCUCCAACUCUAUAACGACUUUGGUCUUUGGGAAACGUCUUCCAGUUGGUGAUCCAUUGAGAAUUCUAGUGGAUAGCGCUGUGGAAUCCGUUUCACGAAUAUAUCGACAGUCUGGAAUCGUCACUUUCUUUCCAACACUAUUAUAUUUAAUUGCUAAGCUUGGCUUCACUCUACAUGGCAAAGAAAGGAAAAUAAUGGUCCGCUUUUACAAUUUCAUGAAAAACGAAAUGGAAGCUCGUAAGAAAGUGUUGGCUAGCGACAGCAGCGGAGCAAUGUUUCUUGAUGGUUAUUUAAAAGAAAUUGAAAGACAUAAACAGAAGAAUAUCAAAAGCACGUUUAAUGAGAAAUUACUAGUGGGCAAUGCUCAAGCUAUUGUUAUUGGAGGCAGUGAAACCACAAGGGCAGCUAUUUUGUGGUUACUGUUGGCCAUGGUCACAUUUCCUGAAGUGCAGAAGAAAGCACAAGAGGAAAUAGACUCAGUCUUAGGAAAAGAUGGAAAAAUCACAUGGAUAGAACGUGCAAAGUUGCCUUACGUCAAUGCGACUAUAAUGGAAGCCCAAAGAUGGCAGUCUGCGGUGUCUUUAAGGCAUAGUGCCAGUGUUGAUGCCAUUGUAGGUGGAUAUGAUAUUCCAAAGGGAACUGAGAUAAUUGCUAAUUUCUGGGCUGUUCAUUAUGAUCCCGAAUACUGGGAAGAACCGGAAAAGUUCAAACCAGAAAGAUUCCUUAUUGAAGAAAGAGAGCUAAGGAAAGUAGAAGUGAUAGUAACAAUAAGAAUAAUAAAAAAUUCGAUUUUUAAAACUUUAAAGCUUACAGAUGUUUAUCAAAAUAAUAUUCUUCUAACAGUGCCAAUGUUAAGUAAUUUGUUGGUUGGAGCUGAUGAAGGUGAAAGUAAAGAUAAAAAUAAUAAAGUAUUGGAUUUCCAAACCUUACAAAUGUUUAUCCUUCUUCCAAUAGUGCCAGUGUUGAUGCCAUUGUAGGUGGAUAUGAUAUUCCAAAGGGAACUGAGAUAAUUGCUAAUUUCUGGGCUGUUCAUUAUGAUCCCGAAUACUGGGAAGAACCGGAAAAGUUCAAACCAGAAAGAUUCCUUAUUGAAGAAAAUGGGAAGUUAACUACGACUAAGCCUGAAAGUUAUAUUCCAUUUUCAGUCG